AUGCGCUCGAGAUCCAAAGACGGAGAGUUCAAGAAGUUGAAGAAGUUGAAGGGAAGCUGGCAGGCAUUCUGUGAGGUCAUUUCAGAGCGAAUUUGUCCAAGCGUGGUCGCUCACAAUGCUGCAAUCAGUGGGAGUGCGGGUAAUUGGCGCCGGACGGUUUGCCUGCUUGCAGAGGUGGAGAGGACGACCAGAGCUGACAUCAUUUCCUACAACGCUUGUAUCUGUUCAUGUAAAGGUCCAUCUGCCUGGCGGUUGCCGAGCAGUUUGCUGACCUCAAUGCAAGCACGAGCCCUUGUGCUGGACGACUACUCAUGCAACCUUCUGAUACGAAGUUGCGGGGACUGGCAACGUGCAUGGGCAUCACUUGCGUGCUGCGGUCAGUGCACUAUCGAAGUGGACAGCAUUGGCUUCAACUCCCUGAUUAGUGCAUGUGCAAGAGACCAAACUUGGCCAAGGGCCAUUCUUCUGCUGAAGAUCGCGUCAGGAUGCGGCUUGAAUUCGCAAAACACCAUACAGGAGACCAUCUCCUACAACACGGCGAUCAGCGCCUUCAGUGGCCGAGGGAAGAGUUGGACUUUGCCCCUUGCUCUUCUUGGCGAACUGCGGGCAACGUGCCUUAAAAGCAACAUGAUGAGCUUCGGUGCCGCGGUGUCAGCUCUUCGUGACAGUGACAGUAGCGGCAGUAGCGAUAGUGGCGGCAGUAGCGACAGUGGUGGCAGUGGUGGCAGUGGUGGCAGUGACCGAGGGCAAAACUGGCAGAGAGCACUGUGCCUGGAUGCAUUGGCACGAGAACGUGAAGCCCACAGCACGGUCAUUCAAAAUUCCGUGAUGUCGAUGUGCAGCUGGCGCCGUGCCUGGUCUAUGUUGCAAUGCAUUUCUUCAGGUUCCUCGCCGAGCGCAGUGAGUUUUGGCAGUGCCCUUGGGAGCGGACGGAAGGGAGGGCCCUGGCCACUGGCAUUGUGGUUCUUGGUGUGGAUGCUCGCGUGCAGGUCCACACCCAACAGGAUAACACGCAAUGCAGCUGUUGACAUUUGCAGGGGCUUGCAGGGCUCCCAGGGCUCUUGGAAGCACUGCCUGGCUAUCCUGGACUGGGAAUUCUCGGAGGGCAACAACAGAUACAGCGACAGCACUGACAGCACUGACAGCACUGACAGCACCCUGAUCUACGCCAGCGACGCCUGUGUCAAAGCCCGGAGCUGGAGGAGCGCCCGAAAGAUCCUCCAACGAAGGAGCGACGCAGGAUCACGCUCGGACCACUCGGACCCCGUCGCCGGCUCUUUGGAGAUCCUGGCGGUGGGCGCAGAAGGUGAGUGGAAGGCAUCGCUUGGCAUGUUCAGCAAAAUGCGCCGAAGGCGGAUUGAAGCCGGCUCCAUGUUCCAUGCGGUCCAUUCCGUCAUGGCAACAUCUCAGGAGUGGCGGAGCGCGCAGCAGGUCCUUGCGUGCAUGGCACUGUUGCCUAUGCAGGUAUCGCUUGCAACGUAUGCCAACGCCAUGCAGGUCUACAAACAAUCCUCCAAGUGGGAUCUUGCAGUGCAUCUGGUGCGAGAUGGCCAGGUUGAAGUGGAUAUGGCGCUGCAGAAUGCUAUGAUUGAUGCCUGCGGAAAGCUACAUAAGUGGCGGACUACUGUCGGCAUGCUCACUUCAAUGGCAUCGAGUUCGCGAGCUCGGCCUGACACUCUGAGCUGCAACGCUUGCCUCGAUGCUUGUGAGAAAGGCAGGAAGUGGAAGGUUUCCCUGGAGAUACUAAGAUCGAUGUGGUGUCAAGAGGGAGGCCCCUUUCCUGAGGCUGCAAGUGUUGAAGUUGUGUUGUCUGUUUGCGAGAGAUGCUCCAGGUGGCAGCAUUCUUUGCAAAUACUCGCAGACUUAGCAGACUUAGAAGGUUUGAACGAUUUGAGCGAUUUGAGCGAUUUGGGCGAUUUGGGUGGGGACAGGCUGGGGCACAGGCUGCCCCGCGCUUGGACUUUCGGCGUUGGUGUGCAGGCCUACUCCAGAGCGGGUCAGGGAAGGAAGGUCCCGCGAUUGCUGCAGCAGCUGUGCUACGUCGUCGAGUCGGGACUCAAGACGCUUCUUGCCUCUAGUUGA
This is a messenger RNA of Symbiodinium natans, 2082 nucleotides long. NCBI's taxonomy places the organism in Eukaryota, Dinophyceae, Suessiales, Symbiodiniaceae. The record is from the annotation of a GenBank genome assembly.